AUGGAGCCGACCCUUUUCGCCACCAUUUUGAUCUGCGUUUUUACUACAUUAAUCCUUGUGAUUGUCAAGUUAAGGAAAAAUGAGUACAAGCCCGCGAAAAAACUUCCACUCCCGCCAGGGUCGUUGGGAAUACCAGUGAUAGGGCAGAGCCUGCAACUCCUGUGGGCGAUGAGAUCAAACACAGGGGAGAAAUGGCUGGAACAGAGGAUUCGCAAGUACGGCCCAGUCUCGAAACUGAGCCUGUUCGGGAACCCCAGCGUGUUCAUCCACGGCCAGGCCGCGAACAAGCUGGUGUUCUCCGGCGACGGAAGCGCCCUGGCGAGCAGCCAGACGAAGUCGGUGAGGAUGGUGCUUGGAGCGCAGAACUUGCUGGAGCUGCGAGGGGACGACCACAAGAGAGUCAGGGGAGCCAUGGUUUCGUUCUUGAAGGCAGAGUCGCUCAAGCAGUAUGUGGGGAAGAUGGACCAGGAGGUCAGGUUGCACAUUCAGACUCAUUGGAAAGGGAAGCACGAGGUUCAGGUUCUGCCGUUGAUGAAGGUGCUGACAUUCGACAUAAUCUGCACCAUUCUUUUUGGGGUGGAAAGAGGAAGCAGCAGGAGGGCAAAGCUGGUGCAGUACUUCCAGGACAUGAUACAGGGGAUUUGGGCCGUCCCAAUCAAUCUGCCCUUCACCCGUUACAACCGCAGCAUCAGCUCUAGCUCCAAAGUUGAUGAUAUAGUGAAUGACCUCAUCGCAGAGAAAAGAGCCCAACUCCAGCACGGCGCCGGCGGUCCACGGGACCUCAUCACCUCGUUGGUAGACAUGAACAACAGCCAGGCCAUCAGCGACGGCGAGAUCAUCGACAACAUCAAGCUGGUCAUGACGGCCGGCCACGACACUUCCUCUGUGGUCAUCACCCUCGUUAUGCGCCUUCUGUCCAACCAACCCUCUGUCUGCGCAGCUGUUCUAAAAGAGCAGGAAGAUAUAGCCAAGAGCAAGAGUGAAGGAGAAACCCUAACGUGGGAGGAUCUUGGGAAAAUGAAGUACACAUGGAGGGUAGCACAAGAGACCAUGAGGAUGUUCCCUCCAAUUUUCGGCGGCUUCAGGAAUGCUCUAAAAGACAUCGAGUUUGAAGGCUACCUCAUCCCCAAAGGAUGGCAGGUAUUCUGGGCUACGGGAUUGACUCACAUGGACCAGACAAUAUUCCCAGAACCGGAGAGAUUCGACCCGACGAGAUUCGAGAACACGACCUCAGUCCCACCAUACUGCUACAUACCAUUUGGAGGAGGUGCUCGGAUAUGUCCAGGAUAUGAGUUUGCCAAGGUUGAAAUCCUGGUCGCUAUCCAUUACAUUGUCACUCAGUUUACCUGGAAGAUGUGUGCUGAUAAUCGGUUUAGCCGAGAUCCAAUGCCGGUUCCGACCAAGGGGCUGCCUAUCAAAAUCGAGCCCAGGAACAGAAACAUCGGUCUCUAA
Linum tenue is the source of this 1452-nucleotide messenger RNA. NCBI's taxonomy places the organism in Eukaryota, Viridiplantae, Streptophyta, Magnoliopsida, Malpighiales, Linaceae. The record is from the annotation of a GenBank genome assembly.